AUGGAUGCUCUACUUUCAGGAGGCGAGGCUUCGAUCGCUAGAGCCUGGGGAACGAUUAGAGAAAGCUUUGCCACCAUUGUCAAGCAAUCUGGCGGUUUGCAUUCAGAAAACUUCCUUGUUCCACAAUCUACUGCAUCAACAUCAAAGGCGAACGGCACCACUACACCUUUGCUGACCCCUUUACCGACAUUUGGCAAGCAGUCUGUCAGUUUAGUUCGAGGACAUCCCAAAGUUUAUCUCGCAAUUUGCUAUCAACUAGCAGAGCUCAUGCUCGCCGCUGGCAUAAUCAUCUGCUCUAUUUAUGUGAAAUCACAAGCGCUGACUCACAUAUCUAGACGCAUACAGAAGCUUCAUGUAGAAAUCGAAUUUCUAGAAGAACUUAUUGCCAGUAUGACAUCUUCAACAAGGAUGUACGGACUUUUCCCAUUUAUUGGUGGUGUUGUCAUGGCAAUUAUCAAUGUACUGCUUAUUUACCAGUGUUUCCAGUACGGCAUCAACAUUAGCAGUAACUUAUGUGGAAUAGCAGCCAAUACUGCAAUCGCAUUCCUGCUUUUCUCUGGAAGUUUUCUUGUGCUCUUGGACGUCUCACGUUAUCCGAAUGACAUAGCAGGCGUCAGCAAAGACAAUAUCUAUCUUCUGAUGCAUUUCAUGAGAGUAGCAAUCCAUGAACAGGAUCCAUUUCUGAAUAGCAUUAUUCAAACUCUACACGAACAGUUGAAGUGCUGUGGUUUUCAUAGCGUUAAUGACUACUACACACAACGUCAAAUCGACUACCCUCCACCUUCGGAAGGAACAAACCUGCAUUCGUUUCGUAUGUCAAACCGGUGGAUCCGCAAUUGCUCAUUCAUAGCCACAGAAGACUUUAAUGCUACACACAUAUGCUAUGCUCCAAGAUUUUGCUGUGCUGACAAUAAGGAUGGUGCCGUUAUUGACGCAUGUCCACCGUUCAAGUGGGAUGGAACAACCCAACUCUCUCCGUCCAGCAAGAUGUACCGACAUAGUUGCGCUUGGCGCGUCGCACGCAAUUUUCACGAUAAAGCCGUGAAUAUUACUAUUUUAUCUGUGACAGAUCUUCUGGUAAUUAUGAUCAAUGGUGUGUACCUACUGCGGUGGAGAUCAAGAAUGAAGCCACCUCCCUAG
This is a messenger RNA of Cylicocyclus nassatus, 1140 nucleotides long. The record is from the annotation of a GenBank genome assembly. Lineage: Eukaryota; Metazoa; Nematoda; Chromadorea; Rhabditida; Strongylidae.